GAGGGAAACUGAGGGGGAAAAAAAAAAGGUUCUAGGCAGCCCGGCAUUAGUCAUUAGCGGGAUUACGGAUAACACCCUGUGUAAAUAAAGAGGAGAAAAUUUAUUUACCCAAAGGAAAUAUUGAGAGAGGCGAUCUUGAGAUAAGGAAUCAAUAUGAAGCUGAAAUGGGAGCAGAUUUUUCUUGGACUUUUGCUCGUAUUAACCGUGGUCUGUGCUGAAAAUGAUGAUAACGAAGCUGAGGUCGAUGCCUUGGAGAUGGAAGAAACUAGUACUGACAGUCAAACUAAGGAUAGUAAACCUACUACAGUUCAGGUAGCGUACAAGACACCAGUACCCAGUAAGGAGGUAUAUUUUGCUGAUACAUUCGAUCGUGGAAAUUUAGAUGGAUGGGUUUUUUCCAAAACAAAGAAAGAUGAUGCGGAUGAAGAUAUUGCAAAAUAUGAUGGAAAAUGGGCAGUUGAGGAAUUGAUGGAAAACACAGUGCCUGGUGACAAAGGUUUGGUGCUGAAGUCAAAAGCAAAGCACCAUGCAAUCUCAGCUCCACUGAAGAAACCAUUUUUGUUCAAAGCUGAACCUCUGAUUGUCCAGUAUGAAGUGAACUUCCAAGCUGGCAUUGACUGUGGUGGUGCAUACCUAAAGUUGCUUUCGCAUACGGACGACCUGAAGCUGGAAAACUUCUUCGACAAAACUCCUUACUCAAUCAUGUUUGGGCCAGAUAAAUGUGGUGAAGACUACAAACUGCACUUCAUCUUCCGACACAAGAACCCCAUAACUGGAGACUAUGAAGAAAAGCAUGCCAAACGCCCUGAUGUUGAUUUUAAAAAAUUUUUCACUGACAAGGUCACACAUUUGUACACUCUAGUGCUAAAUCCAGAUAACAGCUUUGAGAUGCUGAUUGACCAAACCAUUGUUAGUAAAGGGAAUUUGCUGGAAGAUAUGACUCCACCUGUUAAUCCACCCAAAGAAAUAGAUGAUCCUAAUGACCGUAAACCUGAAGAUUGGGAUGAAAGACCAAAAAUCUCUGACCCUGAUGCACAGAAGCCUGAAGACUGGGAUGAAGAUGCUCCAGCAAAGAUCGUUGAUCCGGAUGCUGUGAAACCAGAAGGCUGGCUGGAUGAUGAAGCAGAGUAUGUCCCUGAUCCCAGUGCAGAAAAACCAGAGGAUUGGGAUGAAGAAAUGGAUGGUGAGUGGGAAGCUCCCCAAAUUCCUAAUCCCAAGUGUGAAACUGCUCCUGGGUGUGGUGUUUGGGAACCACCUAUGAUGAACAACCCGAGCUAUAAAGGAAAAUGGAAACCACCUAUGAUAGAUAAUCCAAACUACCAGGGUGUAUGGAAUCCAAGGAAAAUUGCAAAUCCUAAUUAUUUUCAAGAUUUAGAACCUUACAGAAUGACUCCAAUCGUUGCUGUUGGUCUAGAACUGUGGUCCAUGUCUUCUGAUAUCUUGUUUGAUAACUUUAUCAUCUGUACUGAGAAGGAAGUAUCUGACCAGUGGGCAGCAGAUGGCUGGAGGUUGAAGAAAAUGGUAGCGACCGCAAAUGAGCCUGGUGUCUUGGGUCAGUUGACAAUUGCUGCAGAAGAGCGUCCCUGGCUUUGGAUUAUUUACAUCCUGACAGCUGUUUUACCUUUAGGGCUAAUUGUACUGUUCUGCUGGCCAAGCAAGAAAACUGAUGAUGCAGCUGCUUAUAAGAAAACAGAUGCUGUACAGCCUGAUGUCAGAGAAGAACUAAAUCAGGAAGAUGAGCAGGAAGACGUGAUUGAUGACAAGAAAGAAUGUAAUCUUGCAAAAGAAAAUGAGAAAGCAAGUGGAGAUGAUGAAAACAUUGGAGAAGGCAGUCAAGAAGAGGACGACGAUGAAGAGGAAGAUGAAGAGGGCAGUAAGUCAAAAUCAGCUUCAGAGGAUGAGAUGAAAGAAGCUGAUGAAGGUGCUGGCUCAGGUGACUGUCCUACAAAACUGAUCCGUAAGAAAAAAGUGAGAAAGGAGUAAAUGUUUUAAUAGUUAGUUAUUGAAUGGAGGCAUUCUCACUUUUUCCUGGUGGGCAUACCAUCCUCUGUACUUCCUGACAGCAUGUGGAUUACUCAGCUUGUGGCUGAGCUGAUAAAUCAACCUCUAUUCCAAGUACCUAUCUAAUCUUAGCCUCCAUACUGUUCUUCCCUGCUUCAUUUACAAGCCUCUUAGUCUUCCUGGCAAGAAAAAUAAAUCACUCUGAGGAUGUUGAUUUUUAACAUUAGGCAUAUCAAAGUAUGUCCUAACACCAAAUGACCAGUUGUGAAGGCAUCUUCUACUAUUGCAAGGAAAGUUGUAGCAAAUAUUUGGUAACUUCUGUGAAACAACUGUUAACCAGGGUAAAAAUACAAAUGUUAGAAGAUAAAAGCUAAUUACAGUUAUAUGGUGAUAUUUGCAUUGAAAGGGAAGAAGCAUUGGCAUAUUUAUGACACUGACUUUGAUAUUCUGUUCAAGUUUCUGCCCAGUAUGAGGAGGGAGGGUGAAAUCAGUGUGAUAAAACACAAUACUAAAGAUAAUUCCAAUGUACAUAUAUAAAUUAAUUGAAAUGAUGUACCUUUUAGCACAACUCCAGUUUUUUUUUCUCUCAUUGGUGCCAGUGUUUUCUUCCCUAAAUAGGUCUCUUAUCAGAUUGUAUUGUAGCAAAACAAAAAGAUGCACUGAAUUUCUUUGUACAUAUUGUUCAGGUACACAUAAAAGUUGUGUACUUUUUUUUGCCCUCUCCAAGUUUAGUACAAAUAGCUGUAUUGCAUUUUAGGUUUACCACCAACUUAAAACAUCUCAUGAUCUGCACUCCAUACUGUCAAAUUAACUGGGAGAAUUUUUCUCAUCCCUGAUGGGAUGUUUAUCGUGUGCGUGUGUGUUUGAUAAAUUGUAAUACAGUGCAGUGGCAUUCCUAAGUCAUCUUCUGUCUCAGUUUCAUUAUUAUGAAUGCAGAGGUGAAUGAUUUUACGAACCAAUUGGCUGCAAUUCAGGAGAUGAAUGGUGUGAAGUGUACUGAAUUUUCUGGUGUUUUAUAGUUUUAAUGUUACUCUGGGUUCGCAUAAUCCCUGUUUACACUGAUGUUUGCAAAAUGUACAAUUGCUCUUUGAAAUAAAUAUUUAAUAUAAUGGAA
This is a messenger RNA of Hemiscyllium ocellatum (epaulette shark), 3115 nucleotides long. RefSeq names its product calnexin-like. The transcript has 15 exons. The record is from RefSeq and is a predicted model, not a curated record. Gene Ontology annotation, molecular function: calcium ion binding. Gene Ontology annotation, cellular component: endoplasmic reticulum membrane; endoplasmic reticulum. Bases 154 to 1983 code for a protein of 609 amino acids. NCBI's taxonomy places the organism in Eukaryota, Metazoa, Chordata, Chondrichthyes, Orectolobiformes, Hemiscylliidae. Gene Ontology annotation, biological process: protein folding.